Chiroxiphia lanceolata (lance-tailed manakin) is the source of this 1272-nucleotide messenger RNA. RefSeq names its product aph-1 homolog A, gamma-secretase subunit (gene APH1A). NCBI's taxonomy places the organism in Eukaryota, Metazoa, Chordata, Aves, Passeriformes, Pipridae. The transcript has 9 exons. Gene Ontology annotation, biological process: protein processing; positive regulation of catalytic activity; Notch receptor processing. Bases 1 to 786 code for a protein of 261 amino acids. Gene Ontology annotation, cellular component: gamma-secretase complex; membrane; endoplasmic reticulum. The record is from RefSeq and is a predicted model, not a curated record. Gene Ontology annotation, molecular function: protein-macromolecule adaptor activity.
AUGGGCGCCGCCGUGUUCUUCGGGUGCGCCGCCAUCGCGUUCGGCCCCGCGGCCGCGCUCGUCCUGCUCACGGUGGCGGCCGAGCCGCUGCGGGUCAUCGUCCUGGUGGCGGGGGCGUUUUUCUGGCUGCUGUCGCUGCUCGCCGCCUCGCUGCUCUGGGCCGUCUCGGUGCAGCUCAGCGGGCGGGAGGACGCGGCGCUGCUGCUGCCCGGGGCCGCCGCCGCCGUCCUGCUGCAGGAGCUCUGCCGCUUCGCCUGCUUCAAACUGCUCAAGAAGGCGGAUGAGGGGCUGGCGACGCUGAGCGAGGAUGGGCGGUCCCCCAUCUCCCUGCGGCAAAUGGCCUACGUGUCCGGGCUCUCCUUUGGCAUCAUCAGCGGCGUCUUCUCCAUCGUCAACACCCUGGUGGACUCGGCGGGGCCGGGCACGGUGGGGAUCCAUGGGGACUCCCCGUACUACUUCAUCACCUCUGCCUUCCUCACCAUGGCCCUGGUGCUGCUCCACACCUUCUGGGGCGUCAUCUUCUUCGACGCCUGCGAGCGGCGCCGCGCCGGGGGCCUGGGGCUGGUGGUGGGCGGCCACCUGCUCGUCUCGGGGCUGACCUUCCUGAACCCCUGGUACGAGGCCAGCCUGGGGCCCAUCCUCAUCCUCACGCUCUGCACCGGCCUCUGGGCCUUCGGCACCGCCGGCGGCUCCUUCCACAACAUCCUCAAGUGCCUCUCCUGUAAGCAGGAGCCCGAGGGCCGGGUCAUGCUCUACUCAGCGCUGCAGGUGCCCCCUGAGGAGUGAGCAGAGCCUUGGCCCCAGAGCUGGACACUCCACCACUGCCUUCACCCCUGUCUGCCCCGGGGUUUGGGAUCUGACUGGUUCUCCUGGGGUGUUUGGGGUCUGACCAGGGCCCUGUUCCCUUUGUUCCCAGACUCUGUUACACUUUUCUCUCAAGUUGUGCCUGUGGGGAAGGUGGAAAGGGGUGCCGAGUACCCUGCGGGGCAUCCAGGCCUGGGGGGGCUCAGGGCAGGGCAGAAACCCCUCUUCCCUUGUGUUUCCCUCCCCUGGUGGGAUCUUUGCCCCUGGUGCUCUCGGGGGUGAUGAUCUGGGGGUGGGGGGCUCUGGGCCAUGGGUGCUGUGCCCCCCUCAGGGUGAUGAUCUGGGGGUGGGGGGCUCGGGGCCAGGGGUGCUGUGACCCCCUCACCCCUGUUCGGCUCCCAGGGGGGUCUGGGGUGCAGUGGGGGGUAAAUUAUUUUUUUGAUUCAGAGUAAAACCCUUUUCUAAGAG